Molecule: messenger RNA, 2253 nt
Organism: Malassezia japonica
Lineage: Eukaryota; Fungi; Basidiomycota; Malasseziomycetes; Malasseziales; Malasseziaceae
Exons: 1
Coding region: 1-2253 (750 amino acids)
Biological process (GO): glutathione catabolic process
Cellular component (GO): cytoplasm
Molecular function (GO): glutathione specific gamma-glutamylcyclotransferase activity; zinc ion binding; nucleic acid binding
Source: RefSeq, a predicted model, not a curated record
AUGGGAGCGCGGCAGUCGAGUGAGGUGGCGCAGGACGCCGAUGUGUUUGUGGACUACUAUGAGCUGUUGGAAGUCGACCAGAAUGAAUCUGCAGAAGUGAUUCGCAAAGCGUACCGUAAGCUUGCGCUGCGCCUACACCCCGACAAGAAUCCCGGCAAUGAGCUGGAGGCGAACAAGAAGUUUAACAAGCUCCAAGAAGCGUACGAGGUCCUGUCCGACGAGACGGAGCGUGCAUGGUACGACCAGAAUCGCGACCGCCUGAUCCAUGGCAUGGAGGAGGAUGUCGAAGAGGACGUGGAUGCCAAGUUCCGCUUCUUCCGCUCCGGCGGUGCGGCGCCGAAAGCGACGUCGUCCGCGCCCGGCGUCGGCGUCGCGCACCUGCUGCGUUUCUACUCGCCGUCAAUCGCCAAGGACCUCAGCGACUCGGAAUCGUCGUUCUACGGAACCUACCGGCGCCUCUUUGCGUUGAUCGCCGAAGAGGACCGCGUCGCUGCGCCCUAUCCUGGCGAAGAGCACGAAAACGACUUUGCGGAUCCGGACCGGGACGAUGCGUACUGGUACGUCGGUUUCGGUCAUCCGAACACGCCGUACGUGGAUGAGAGCGGUCGCCGCGACGUGCGCCAGUUCUACCAGUUCUGGACGAACUUUUCGAGCCGCAAAAACUUUGCGUGGAAAGACAAGUACGACCUGCGCGAUGCACAGGACCGCCGCGUGAAGCGCCUGAUGGAGAAAGACAACAAGCGUGCGCGCGAUGCUGCACGGCGCGAGUACAACGACGCCAUCCGUGCGCUGGCUGUCUUUAUCCGCCGCCGCGACCCCCGAUUCAAGGCGUACCAGGCGAAGCAGGCCGACAACGCCCCUCUGGCUGCCGAAGAAGAAAAGCGGCGCAAGGCCGAGGCGGCCAAGCGCCAGGAAGCCAAGCGCCAGGAGGCGGCCUCGUUCCAGGCGCAGAGCUGGCAGAUGGCGGCCGAGCCCCAGGCGGAGUGGGCGUCUGACUUUAGCAGCGGCGAGUCGUACGACAGCGACGCGCCGCCGAGCGUCGGUAGCGACGAGGAGCUGGAAGAAGAAGGCCUGGACUGUGUCGCGUGCAACAAGCGGUUCCAGACGCAGGCUGCGUGGGAGAACCACGAGCGGAGCAAGAAGCACAAGAAGGAAGUGCAGCGUCUGCAGCGCGAGAUGCUCGAGGAGGACGAGCUGCUAGGCGACGCACUCGCGGAGGACACUGCGUCGCUGGCGCUCGACGAGCCCCAGAGCGACGAAGAAGUUGCGGCGCCCCGCAAGAAAGACAAGAAGAAGAAAAAGAUGGAGAAGAAGAUGCGUGCGGCCCUCGGCGAGGACGAGGAACCCGCUGCGAAGGUCGCCGCACGCAAAGCGGCCGAGGAAAAGGCUGCCAAGGCCGACGCUGCUGCCAAGGCCCUUGCCGAGAAGCUGCCGCACCUCGCCGAGUUGCCGCGCUUCCCCACGCCGCCCGAAGGCUCGUUCGACAUCUUUGGGUACGGCUCACUGAUCUUUAAGCCGCCGCCGCAUGCUAUCGGCUAUACCCCCGGUUUUAUCCGCGGCUUUGCGCGCCGCUUUGCGCAGCACUCGGAGGACCACCGCGGCACGCCCGAGCGCCCAGGGCGUGUCGUGACGCUGGUCAAGUCCGAGGACUGGCGCAAGCUGCCCGAUGCCGACGAGGCCCCCGAAGGCGAUAUUGUGUGGGGCAUCAGCUAUACCAUUGAUCCUGCGCACGCGACAGAAGUGCGUGCGUACCUCGACCACCGCGAAAAGAACGGCUACACGGCGAUGCAGGCGCCGAUCUGGGGCGUGGCGUCCGACGUAGAAGCGAGCGCCUCGUCCGAGGACCAGGUGCUGAUCCCCGAGGCGCUCGUGUAUGUCGGCCUGCCCGACAAUAAGGCGUUUGUGGGCGCCGAGCCGCUCGAUGCAUUGGCCGAGCGCAUCUAUACCUGCGAGGGCCCCAGCGGGCGGAACGACGAGUACCUGCUACGCCUCGCUGAGGCCGUGCGUCUCCUCACGCCGCACAGCGUCGACCACCAUCUCUUUACGCUGGAAGAAAAGGUGCUCGCCCUAAAGGCCGCCGGCGAGGCCGAGCAAGCCAAGAAAAAGAAGCGCUCCAAGCGCAGCGGCGACGGCGGCCCCGAAAAGUGCAACGUGUGCCACAGCGGCUUCCAGUCGCGCUCCAAGCUCUUUGCGCAUAUCCGCGAGACGGGCCACGCGGCUGCCGAGUCAAUGUCCCGCCGGAAAAAGAAGUAG